CCCGAACCUGGAACCAGAAAAAAAAUGUUGCUAAUGGAAUGUUCUUCGUACAGAUACGUCUAAGAAGAUAACCUAUUUCCAAUAAAAAAAAGGAUUGAAGAAUUUCGAUAAACAAAAUUAUUUGCAAAAUUUAAAUGUUCCUGUGUCAAUCUCUUAUCUUUAAUCGUCGUUCAAAGUGAAAUACAAAAACCCCAACGUACGCGAGAGAGUUCCCCCCAAAACACACGCUGAACAGAGCACAAAACACCACUAAAAUUUUUGUCAACAGAGUGAGAGAGAGAGGGAGGGAGCCGGAGAGCCCAAACAUCUGCCGACUGUGGGGAAAACGAAAGAAACCGGAGAAAAACAUAAAACACUGACAUUUGCAAUCUCGUUUAGUCAGUCCGCACUCAAGACUCAAGUAGUUAGGCAUACGGGCAGCCCCAAAGCAACCUCUCCACAAAUCAUACAUCCAUCUAGGAAGGCUUGCUCUAUUCUACAAAAGAAAAAGCAAGCAAAGUAGAUAAAUAGGGGAGGAAGGCCAAAGCACAACAAAAAAGGAGGAUAAACGGAAGGGCUACCAACAAAAAUUAAAGAGGAAGAAAGUUGCUUUGAUGCGAGUGGAUUUUAAAUUAUUUUUAAUUAAAAUUGAAGCGAUUGGAAGUGCUGCUACAAAUCAGCUGUAGGAGAAAAUCAUCUUUCUUGUAGCCGACCGCAAGGAAAUACUCAAUUCCAGGAUGAAUGUGGACGAUUAUGAAUCUUUACCCACAACAAGCUUGGGUAUCAAUAUGACAGCUGGAGCCAUAGCCGGUGUCUUGGAACACAUUGUAAUGUAUCCCAUGGACUCGGUAAAGACUCGCAUGCAAAGUUUAUCGCCGGCCACCUCAAAGUUAAACAUCACAGCAACUUUUCAGAAUAUGAUUAGAAAAGAGGGUAUAUUUAGACCUAUAAGAGGAGUUACGGCCGUUGUGGCGGGUGCUGGUCCAGCGCAUGCUCUUUACUUUGGUUCCUAUGAAAUGUCCAAAGAGCUCAUGACUAAAAUCACCACACAUAAUCACAUAAAUUACAUGGCCUCCGGAGUGAUAGCCACACUUAUCCACGAUGCCGUUUCAAAUCCAGCGGAGGUAAUUAAACAACGGAUGCAGAUGUACAACUCGCCCUACAAAUCAGUGGUGGCCUGCAUGCGUGGUGUGUACCAGAGUGAAGGGCUUAAAGCUUUCUAUCGCUCCUAUUCCACGCAACUGGUAAUGAACAUACCAAAUCAGACAAUACACUUCACCACGUAUGAGUUUUUCCAAAAUAGGCUAAAUCAUGAACGAAAAUACAAUCCUCCAGUUCAUGUGAUAGCAGGUGGAGCGGCUGGAGCAUGUGCGGCAGCAAUCACUACUCCCCUGGACGUUGUUAAAACUUUGUUAAAUACACAGGAGACUGGCCUUGUCAAGGGCAUGAUGGAAGCUAUUAGUCAGAUUUACGCCAUGGCUGGUCCUCUUGGCUUCUUCAAGGGGUUGACUGCACGUGUGCUUUAUUCAAUGCCUGCAACCGCCAUUUGUUGGUCCACAUAUGAGUUUUUCAAGUUCUUUUUAAGCGGCUUGGACCGCGAUCAGUACAAGUCAACAAUAACCGGCAAAAAUAUGUUGCAACCACGCAAAACUUCCAACAUAAAUGAUGAGGCACAGCUGCGCAAUGCCUAUGUGUUACCAGUGUCCGAGAGUACGGAAGAAACAAAAACUCCCAAAGAAACGAACACACAAACGACGCAACCACAAUCGCUGCCAACGGGACCUAUAAAAACCGUGUGCGAGUUGUCGUCGGCCGUAGCUGGUACCCCGACUCUCAACUUGACCACAAGACACACAGACGUGAAAAGUCCAUUCGAUCGAGGAUUCUCAAGUACAUAAAGCAAUGCUUGGUAUGAUGGUACCUAAACAUACAUACAAAAUAUCAACAACGUUCAAUUGUGCGUCCCAGAUCCCACACCAACGAAUUACACAGUCAGUAAGUCCAUCACAACACUCAUUGUCGCCGUCGUUCAGCGUUAAAUGAUGUCUCGCCUGUGAGUUCCAGCAGCAUCUAUAGACGCAAAAAAAAAACUGAUUUUCCGGUGCACGCUUCUACUUCUCAACAAGUAUGGACUGAUGCGCAAUGCUAUUCAACUAUUUGAUUAUGGAGGCAAUAUAAAAACCCGAAAAGUCGAGUCGAGUUAUCAACAUGUCAAAACAAAACAUUGGCCAAGAUUCCUCUAUUUUCCUUUGGAUCUUCUUUGAAUUGUAUAUGCAAAACAAAGUUUUGCCCCUGAGGAAUCCUCCAGUCGCUUGCAUUUCCUUUGUCCUCAACACCCCAGAACUGCGAACGAUGAAAGCUUUUUCGUGGUCGAAAACUAUCGUCAUGUAAUAUAACAAAAGCAAAACAAAUCCCUUUAUCGUUAUUAUUAUUUUUAAAACAAAACUAUGUAUAUGUAUGUUAUAUAAAAAUCCCUCUAGAAAAUAAACAAAACAAUAAUAAUUUAAAAAAAAAAUUAAAAAGAAAUAACAAUAAAACACUCAAUUUGUAAUAAAAUUACAGAGAAAAACUAAUACACUGCAAACUAGUUUCGUUGUGCUUCGAAAUUGGAGAAGGAAAUCAGCGCUACACUAAUUUCAAGAUAAUCACUAAUCAGUUGUUUAUGCUGCCCUGCUGCAUGGAGACGUCUUUAGGCUUAUUGUUUUGUUGUCCUGAAUUAUUAUUAAAGAAAAGUAGGCGAUAGGCAGUUCUCAUUACAAAAACAUACCUACUAAAACAAAACAUUUACACAAAUCUAACCCUUUAAAACUGAAAUCAAACUCGCUCAAUAAUAUUCUGUUACUGAUACUGUUAGCACUUUUAAAUCAAAAGAGACCUCACCAUGCCACACACAACUUGAAUGAAGAAACAAAAAACAAAAUUUCAACGCCUAUUAAAAAUAAUUGUUUGCGCAUUAUUGGCUCUCCUAAUAUUAGUUAAGCUAACAUCAUCUGGGUGACAAGACAAACAAAAUCUAAGCAUGAAGCAAGUAAGACCAUUGAUGUAUUUUUUAUUAGAACUAAUCCUUUAAGCUCAAGUAUUGAUUUUUAUUUUCUCGUUAAGGCAUUUUCUUUAUUUACUUUGGCACUGGUUCUGCAAGAAGAAGAAAAACUGAAACUGAGUUCUUAUUUAUUUCCUCUCCAUCUGUCUAUCUAUCUUUAAUUUAUAAGGUAAUAUUUUACUUUUAAAGACAAAAAUGUAAUUUGUUUUUUAUUUUUUUUACACAAAUUAUUAUGGCAUCAGUUGCCAAGCAAGAGCUAGAUCUACAUACUUGGAAUAAUAGAAGUAAAAAUCGUAUAUUGUUAUUUAUGUAUUAUUUUAUCUUUCUAAGAAACCGUUUGAAAAGUUCUACUUUAUAAUUACCAUUUCAAUAAAUCGAUCGAUCGAUCGAUAGAUCGCUCGUCGAUUGUGCUAUUCACAUAGCAUUAAAGUGAACCUCUAAUAAAUAUAAUAUAAGAAUUAAAAUACUGCAUAAACAAAAGCAAACUUUAAACUUGUUAUCGUGAAACGACACACCACACACACAAAACAAAUUCGGAUACUUGUAAAAACAAAAUCUAUGUAUCUACCUACAUACAUAACUAUAUAGGAAAACAAAACGAAAACAAAUAUAAAAUAUUGUUUUUAUGUCAAUUACAAAUAAAUCUA
Molecule: messenger RNA, 3666 nt
Organism: Stomoxys calcitrans (stable fly)
Lineage: Eukaryota; Metazoa; Arthropoda; Insecta; Diptera; Muscidae
Gene: mfrn
Product: mitoferrin
Exons: 6
Coding region: 717-1877 (386 amino acids)
Biological process (GO): iron import into the mitochondrion
Cellular component (GO): mitochondrial membrane
Molecular function (GO): ferrous iron transmembrane transporter activity
Source: RefSeq, a predicted model, not a curated record